This is a messenger RNA of Osmerus eperlanus (European smelt), 2937 nucleotides long. RefSeq names its product mRNA decay activator protein ZFP36L1-like. Lineage: Eukaryota; Metazoa; Chordata; Actinopteri; Osmeriformes; Osmeridae. Gene Ontology annotation, molecular function: mRNA binding; metal ion binding. The record is from RefSeq and is a predicted model, not a curated record. The transcript is spliced from 2 exons. The coding region runs from base 103 to 1395 and encodes 430 amino acids.
GGCAGAUGGUGAGGAAAGUUUAGAAGCGCUUCUUUUGAGCGUCUCUCUACUCUCUCGACGGAUUCUCCACCGCAUCGGACAUAUUACACAGGCAUAGACACAAUGCCUUCCAAUUUCCUGACCCCUUUUCUGGAGCUGGACGAGGAGUUUUGCAAGAAUUUCCACGGUCUGGACAUGACAGAUGGCCUUCCAGUCAACACGCAGAGACAGCGCGUCGUGGGUUUCCAGCGCAGGCACUCGCUGUGUCCGGUGACUCUCCCCAACUCCAAGUUCAACAACGGCAGCGUGGAGCCCGUUGCUGAGCCCAUUGGCUGGCCUCUCAGCUCCGGAAACCAACCGUGGAGCCGGGAGUUCCAGCAACAGCUGCCGCGUUCGUCUCUCAACCACAUUCCGUUCCGCGUGGACCGUUCUGUCAGUAUGAUCGAGGGCAACGUCGGCAGCCUGGGCUCGCGCGAACACCAGCUCCCCACCCCCCCGCCCCUGAUGCCCCCGCCAGGCCUGAGCCUCAGCACUGGCUUUCUGUCCACCUCCAAGUGCCUGACCCCCGCCCCCACCCCUCCGCUCUCCACGCGCUACAAGACUGAACUGUGCCGCACGUAUGAGGAGAGCGGGACCUGCAAGUACGGCUCCAAGUGCCAGUUCGCCCACGGCAUGGACGAGGUGCGCGGCCUGAGCCGCCACCCCAAGUACAAGACAGAGCCGUGCCGCACCUUCCACACCAUCGGCUUCUGCCCCUACGGCUCCCGCUGCCACUUUGUCCACAACAACGAGGAGCAGGACUCUCCCCCGGGUACCCAGCACCCCUGGGCCAGAGAGCGCCCCCAGCUGCUCCGCCAGAGCAUCAGCUUUGCCGGCUUCUCUUCCUCCUCUUCCUCCUCCUCCUCCUCUCCGGCCUUCCGUCCGCAGCUGCUGACUGGGUUCCAGCCCCUCCAGGACCCCAUGCUGUUCUCCCGGGCCUCCUCCGUGUCCCCCCCUCCAUCCACAGGGAGCCCUGAGCUCCUCUCCCCCCUCCUGCCUGAGCCGGCGGCCUUCAGACAGGCCUACCCUUUCUCCUCGGACCUGGGGGGGGACCAGCCGGGCACGCCACGCUUCUACGCCCUCACUGACUCCUUGUCCUCCUCAAAGUGCCAGGCCGUGUGUGGGGGGCCGGUGGUCCAGGUGGCCCAGAAGUGUCAUAUUCAGCUCCAGAACCACCAGAACCAUCAGAACCACCAGAGCCAGCGCCAGGCCUUCUCCUUCCCGGCCCUGCCCGUGCUCCACCGCUGCUCCUCGGCCGAGUCCCUCACCGACCUGGAGGGCUACAGCAGUUCCAGCAGCCUCAGCGGAUCCGAGUCGCCCAGCUUCGAGGGACGACGCCUGCCCAUCUUCAGCCGCCUGUCCGUCUCGGACGACUGAGGCCGGUUAGUCCAGUCCACCCGGCUGAAGUUCUGACUGCCUGGCGGACUUUCUGACUGUCCACUCGACUUUCAGACUGCUUGUCGGACCGUCCGUCUGACUAACUUUGUGCAUAUUGCAUUCCUACUCUCUGCAGGUGUAGCUCUGCUCUGUGUCUUGUAAAGUUCCGUCCCCACGUUAAUGUUGAUGAUCAGAACCCAUGUAUACUGUUGUAUACCCGUGUUAGAUUCUAAAGGGUGCUUUGCCUGGCCUUACAUUCACAAUGUAGCCUAGAUGAUGAGAGUUCCAUGUAGGAAUUUUCUGUACCCAUUAUUUGAUCUUUAUUAUAAUAUUUUUUAUAUAAGGUGUCAGGUAUUAUGGGAUUAACCAUGGUUUCUAUUUGCAGAAGUGUGUAGAUGUGACGUGCGCGUGGACACACUCCACUGGUUCCUCUUGUAGCUGAAUACCCUCUAGUGUAUAACCAAAGCUGAACAUAGACUUCUCUACAGCCCCCUCCCCCUGAUGUACUGCACGCAGGAAGUAGCCUUUAGUAAAGGUGACUUAACUCCCAGUAUUAUAAAUCGCUAGUCUAACCAGUUUGUAGUAAUUUAUUCCCUUUUGUGUGUUCUGCAGAGUCAUUUUUUUGUAUUGAUUGUGUAAUGCAUUUGGGAUCCCAUGCAGGAGAAUGUUCUUUACUGUGCUUACAGUCUGCCUUGCUAUUGAGCUAUUUUGUAGCUUUAAGGUUUUAAUAUGAAACAAACUGCAGAGGAAUGUUACGAUGCCAGCGAGAGUGAUACUGUUAUUAAGUUAGCCUGUUCAAUCAAUACUUCUCAUCCAAUCAAUACUCCUCGCUCUUGUUGGAUAGCGUAAGACAGCUGCUCAGUGGCCCAGGAAGGAGUUGGGGGGUACAGGGGGAUGAGGGAGAGGAGGGAGGUCAAACUCCCUUUCUUCAGUUUCUUUUUUUCAUUCCUUCCUCUUAUCCUCAGCCAGGCAGCCAAUCACAUGCUCCCAUUGGGGGUUCAAAGGUUAUUCUGUUGUUAUGGUCGGUUUCUCUCCGGUGAUGCCUCCUGAUAGACUUGUGAUUGUCGACGUACGUUUUAGUAUCUUUGCUGGUUGUUUGUUUGAUUCGAGUUUCCUCAAUGACCAUGUAAUGAGUUUUAUGAGCUUGGUCUCCUGCACGCAAACGAUUUAAGAGGCUUGUGAAAUCAAUGAACUACUGUGUAUGUUUUGUUAUGGUUGUUUUUAACCUUUGGAACUUACAGAAGACCUGCCUUUUAGUGAGCCAUGAGGUGGGCGGGUCAUAUCUGCUGUUCAACUAGGAAGGACUAGAGUUGUCUUGACUUGGGCCUUAACUGUGACUGCAAACUAACAAACGAGGCUUUGCAUUUGUUAACUUAAAUACUUAUUUAUUUGUUUUUUAAGCAAAAACUAUGUUGUGUUGGUUUUAUAUCAUUUUGUUUUUAUAUAAUUUAAGUGCAUUGUUUACAUUCCAUGGGAUGUAAAAUCCCAGUUUGUAUCUUAAUAUAUUUUUCCCGUUUGGUUAAAAAUAAAACAAAAUCUUUA